ACAAUUCACAACAUUAUUAUCAGCUUACCUUGAGUGACAACUUAUGGCUUCAACAGGUAUAUGACUUUGGUUCUUUCUGCUUUGGAAUUGAUGGCAAGUAUGAUUUAAAUAGUGACGGAGCACCAAUUUUAUCUCUAGUUGUUGAGGACAAUGCGGGCUAUAGAACUCCAAUUGCAUUUAGACUUUCGAACAAGGAAAACAACCAUACUAUUUGA
This is a messenger RNA of Racocetra persica, 215 nucleotides long. NCBI's taxonomy places the organism in Eukaryota, Fungi, Glomeromycota, Glomeromycetes, Diversisporales, Gigasporaceae. The record is from the annotation of a GenBank genome assembly.